Messenger RNA from Baudoinia panamericana UAMH 10762, 1678 nucleotides. RefSeq lists its product as uncharacterized. The transcript has a single exon. Bases 165 to 1550 code for a protein of 461 amino acids. The record is from RefSeq and is a predicted model, not a curated record. Lineage: Eukaryota; Fungi; Ascomycota; Dothideomycetes; Mycosphaerellales; Teratosphaeriaceae.
CAAACGUGCUUGGUAUGCGACAUGUUUCCCAUCCAUCACCAGUGCAGCACCAUGGUAAUAAGCCCGCCGUAGCAGACUCAAUAUGAUACCGCCUGCAGUCAGUGGCGGUUGAUCAUUUGACAACCGUACCGUUACGCCCCCCAUGGGCCUGCUUUUCGCGGGCUAUGGAAGACGGCUCUCGCGGUGGCAGCGGCGACCGCCGUGACGCUUCGCAACGCCGCAAGACCGUCAGCGGUGUACUGCGGCCGCAUAGACAAGACUCAUGGAACGAUGAUGGUGACACUUCGCCGGAAGGAAUGAGAUUGCCGUGGAGCUCUCCGUCUGCGUCUGCGCCGACCUCGCCAACUGCACCAAGCUUGGCAGAUUCGCCGAGAAGUCAUAAGCGCACGGUUCCGGGGAGCAUAUUGCAAAGACUGAACUUCCUACGUGGCGGGAGCGAAGAUGGACGUCCGCCCUCGCGUGAAAAGGAAAUGAAACCGCCGAAGAGCCCGAAGAGCUCAAGGAGCCCAAGGAGAACUAAGAGCCGGAAAAGCAUCGAUGAUGAGCCGCCAAUUACUUCACCAACGUCACCCAAACUUGAGAGUGCCUUGGUGUUUGCGCUUCUGCCAAACAAGACGCGCAAGCGGAAAGGGUCGUUGAGGAAGACAGCGCUCUUGAGCGGCAGAAGGCUUUCGUCCGAGGGCAGAGACCGCAAGAACAGUGUCUCGGCUAAGAGCCCGCUGUCCAGGUUACCACUGCACCAGGCGAUGCCCAGCGAGGCUUCCCUAGUGAUUCCAUCGACCGCACGGCGAGGUGACUUUGAGUCCUCUCGCGCCUAUCUGCAAGCGGACUCUCCCAACGAUGGUGAGCGAAAGUUCAGCUACGAGCAAUCAAUAGUACCAAGCAGCAGCGACAGCGGUUGGUCUGACUCUGCAGCAGUGACCGCUGCUCGCUUGACGCUGGUCACAGAGCACCAAUCACACCAUUGUGAUCCAGCCUCAUCCGCAAGUGAACUGAGCAGUCCGCUGGACAUCAGAAGCCCAACAAGCCAAGCCAGCUACAUCUCGACGACGGACGAUGACGAUGUGCUCACUUUCGACCGCCCAGCUAAGAGCUUUCCGGUCCAGAGUGGCGCAAGUCUUCCGAAGCCUACAUCAUCCACGGCCACUAGCUACUUCCCCGAUGAAUCCGAGCUGUCCUUACCGCAGCGCCGAACGACGUCCCGCAACAAGCGCUCUCCUCUAUCCCACACGAUCAGCAGCUCAAGCGUCUAUCCGCCUUCACCACCUCCUCAUGACUACACCGAGACGGAGUACUGGGGAUGGGUCAUCCUUUUCGUAACUUGGCUCACCUUCACCGUGGGCAUGGGCUCAUGUCUCGAUAUCUGGAGCUGGGCCUGGGACGUCGGCAACAAGCCUUAUGCGCCGCCAGAGCUGGAAGACGAUCCCACACUGCCAAUUGUAGGCUAUUACCCGGCGUUGAUCGUGCUCACCGGUGUGGUAGUGUGGGUGUGGAUUACGGUCGCUUGGGUUGGUAUGAAGUACUUCCGCCAUGCGAAGAUUGAGGUCUAAGUAAUGUCAUUCUAAUCAAGUCGCGAACAUCUUUCCAAUAUGGCUCUCUGCUGUUGAACCGUGACCUCAUGUGAAUCAUGUUGCCAAACCGAUAUCGCGGAAACCUCGCAACGUCCGGCUGUCUGUGG